Messenger RNA from Copidosoma floridanum, 3206 nucleotides. RefSeq names its product Kinesin-like protein at 67A. Gene Ontology annotation, molecular function: ATP binding; microtubule motor activity; microtubule binding. The record is from RefSeq and is a predicted model, not a curated record. Lineage: Eukaryota; Metazoa; Arthropoda; Insecta; Hymenoptera; Encyrtidae. Gene Ontology annotation, biological process: microtubule-based movement.
AUUUUCCGAUCCUAGCGGCUGCACGCUCGACCUGUGCGUGUUGCAAGUGCUAUUGUUAUACCUGCUUAGCUCUCCAUACAUGAAUGCGUGACGCAUCAAUCCCUUUUACCUAUACUCCGAAAGUGUUUUCAAAAAACGGGAGGAAAACUGCAGUCGUUUCUCAGACGAAGCUUCCGUCGUCGUCGUCGCGCGGGAGCUGGUCACGUCGCUAUUCCCCGACGAUCCCGAGGAAGGUACUGACGACGCCGGCUAGCCUGAUGACACAGUGACCAAGAUUUAAUCACAGGAAAAAUGGUGUUCAACAGAAAAGAUUUGAACAAGGCAUUUUCGCCAAACAAAGUCAAAACAUUCAGCAGGCGGCGGUCCACUGGAAAAACUGGAUUAAAACCAAGCGCCAGUGUGAGCACAGCUAUGAUGGGCAAAGAUUCUGCACAAACGAGUAUUAAAGUAAUAGUGAGAGUGAGACCCCACAAUGAAAAGGAGCAACAAGAUAAUUUCAAAACUGUUGUAAAAAUUAUUGAUGAGAGAAUGCUCAUAUUUGAUCCAAAGGAAGAAGAAAAUCCUUUCUUUUAUAGAGGAGUUGCACAGAAAGGUCGGGAUUUAUUGAAGAAACAAAAUAAAGAGUUGCAGUUUGUUUUUGAUAAGGUUUUCGACAUGUCCAGCUCAAAUACUGAUGUUUAUGAAGGUAGUACAAAACCUUUGAUUAUCAACUUACUGGAUGGUUACAACUGCUCUGUGUUUGCCUAUGGUGCCACAGGAGCAGGUAAAACUCAUACAAUGCUUGGUAAGGAAGGUGAUCCAGGAAUUACUUACCGCACCAUGGCUGAACUGUUUGCACAAAUUGAAUUGCAAAAAGAUUCCAAAGACUUUAAUUUUGGAGUUUCGUACUUGGAAAUUUAUAAUGAAAAUGUCCAGGAUCUUAUUCACAAGGUUGGACCGUUGCACUUGAGAGAAGACAGUAGAGCUGGUGUUGUUGUUGCCGGUCUGAAAAUCGUUUCUAUCCACAGUGCUGAUGAAUUGUUAGCUCUCUUGGCAAAAGGAAAUAAAAACAGAACUCAGCAUGCAACGGACGCUAAUCAAGAGAGCAGCAGAAGUCAUGCGGUUUUUCAAGUUUAUAUUAAUAUCACCAACAAAAUAGAUGGACAAGUAAAACAUGUCAAAUUAUCAAUGAUAGAUUUGGCUGGAUCUGAAAGAGCUUCAGCUACCGGGUGUACUGGUCCAAGAUUUAAGGAAGGAGCAAACAUAAACAAGUCUUUGUUAGCUUUAGGAAAUUGUAUUAACAAUUUAGCUGAUGGGAUUAAGCAUAUUCCUUAUCGUGACUCAAAAUUAACAAGGCUUCUAAAGGACUCGCUUGGUGGAAACUGUCAAACAGUUAUGAUAGCAAAUAUUAGUCCAUCUAGUGCAAGUUUUGAAGAUACUUACAACACCCUAAGGUACGCUAACAGAGCCAAGAAGAUCAAGACCAAUGUUAAGAAAAAUAUUGUUUCUUGCCAAAUGCAUGUUUCUAGCUACAUUAAAAUGGUUGAAGAGCAAAAGAAAGAACUAGAGGUUCUUAAGCAAAAAUUGCUAAAAUACGAGGCUGGAGCAGUACCCGUGGCACCUCAGAAUUCUGUAAAUAAUGAAGAGAAAACUAAAGAAAUUCUUGAAUUUGCCAACAAACUCGUUGAACUGUACAACAGGAAAAAAGUUCUCAACGAAAAAAUACUCUCCUUGGAAAGUUCUGACAAAAUUUUGUACUGCAGGAUUCUCUACAAAAAGGCAGCUGAUGAUAGACUGCGUAAUUUGACAACUGCCGUGGAUGUUUGUAAUGAAGAUGAAAAAAAUGCCAGUGGUAAGUCACGAGUGAACAAGUCACUGCAACAUUUCAAACGUCAAAGAGAAACUAUUAGAGUACAAAUGCAAUCUGCUUGGGAUGAUCUCUGUAAAGUAGAAGAGAGUUUGACAGAACUUAAUAUAAAUAUCAAGACUAAAAAUCUUUAUGACAAACUUGAAGAUAAGAUUACUUGUUUAAUUGCUGAAAUUGAGACAGUAAGAAUGCAACAACAGUUUGAACAUGUCAAAAAAAUUAGUAGUCUUCAGCAAUGUGAAAUGCAAUCGGUAUCCACCAUGGUUAAAAUGAUGAGCUCAACUUUGCAACAUUAUUAUAACAUGAUGAGAGGUGGUGGUACAAUUACAGACAAGUUGAAACAAGAGUUCAAACAGCUGGUAAAAUCACUAGAAGGGAUAAGAAACAUCAAAUGGUCCGAUAAUGGACUGAAUAAGCAAGAAGAAGAUUUUUACAGUACAACGUGUCUAAGUGUCGAAGGCCUUGAAAAUCCCAACAGUAAAAAUAUAACUGAAUUAUUAGAGUUCCAUACAGAUGAUGAGGAGCCACCAACACCAGUACAAGCUCAGACGGAACAAGAUGCAAUAUGCGACGGUAGGCCACCUGAAAUUGAGUCUUCAUCAAAUAAUGAAAUACUCAAUACAACUGUAACGAUUAAAUCAGAUGUAGAUCCAGUUACUGAGAGUGAGAGUGAAAGUUCUACUGAAACAUCUAAAUUGAACAGUACUUUUUGUGUGUCAGACAUUAAAGGUAAAAAAAGAGUACUAUCUGACAGUAAAAAUCAAGUACAUCCUAGGUCACCAGCUAAGGUAAAAAAAAUUUCACCCAAAAAUAAUAAAGAAACGAACGGAGUCGUGGUGAAUGGUAAAGAAAAUGGCAAAGAGUUUCCCAAGCCUACAAUGACAGCCAAAAGUAUAGCUAUCUUGAAAAAAUUGAAAGCAGAUACGAUGAAACCUGCAGUUAAUUCAGGAGUCAAUGGAGAAUCGGCAGAUACUCCACUAAAGGCUGUCAGAGGAAAAGAAAGAAGGGGUAUUACGUCAACACACCCAUACCACAAGCCCAAUAUUCAGAAACAGCCAAUCAACAAAUCAACCUUACCGUCAACUCGGGUGCCAUGGUAAAAGAAAUUUAGCAGUUCAUUUCGAGCUAAUGUGUGGAAGCAUACAGAGUAAGAUGUGUAAAUAUUUUAAACGUUUUUGAAUACAGAGUAAAAACCGACAAAUAUAUCUAUUAUUUGCAAAACGUAACUUCUAAAUUUUGAGAAAGUUGGAUUUAUUUGAACGAAGAUUUUUAUUUGCUAUAUUUUUACUUGCUUAUGUAUAUUUUUUUAGAACCGACAAAUCAUUAGAAAAUUAUCAUAGCCGUCAUAACGCUACAUAAC